AAGUGCAUACAAGCGAACCCUGCCGGUCCAAGAUUCGCAUUCGGUGGCUUGGGGCGGUUCUGGUUGUGGUUGUGGUUCUAAGGAUAAGGAAUCGAGGAAAUCCCUGUUGCAGCCAUGAGUUUAAACCUAAUUGGCGCAUUCAGAGGCCUCUCUCUGGCCCCUUCUUCUUCGUCCUCUUUCUUCAAAGGCGAUUUCGGAUCUAUUCAACUGCCUCCCAAGCUCUCCGUCUCGUUCCCUACCAGAUUCCCUUUAACCAUUGAAAAUGCACACAAGAAAGGAGCUGGAAGCACGAAGAACGGCCGAGAUUCUAAGGGCCAGAGGCUUGGCGUUAAAAUCUACGGCGAUCAGGUUGCCAAGCCUGGUUCUAUCAUCGUUCGUCAGCGUGGAACCAAGUUCCAUGCUGGAAAGAAUGUGGGGCUUGGCAAGGACCAUACAAUUUUCUCAUUGAUUGACGGGCUUGUAAAAUUCGAGAAGUAUGGACCUGACAAGAAGAAGGUGAGUGUGUACCCAAGAGAAGUGCAGCCUGAGAAUCCAAACAGCUACAGAGCAAGGAAGAGGGAGUAUUUCAGGCUGCAAAGAGAGCGCAAGAAAGCAAGAAAGGAAGGCACUAUUGCUCAACCCCAAUUAGUAUUAGCUUCCACUGAUGCUACAGAAACCAAUCCAGUUUGCUGAUUUCUAUAGGCAGCACUUCAAUCACUGCUUGUUUAAAAGCCCCGAUGAUCUUGCAGGAAGAAGGUCUGCUUCUCUAGCUUCACUUCUUUGGUUGUGCACAUAUAAUUUGCCACAUUCCUCACAGGAACGUGUUUCAUUAUUAUUCGCAAUUACCAAUUGUCGCUCUUGUUCUA
Messenger RNA from Cucurbita moschata (crookneck pumpkin), 845 nucleotides. Its product is annotated as 50S ribosomal protein L27, chloroplastic. The transcript is spliced from 4 exons. The record is from RefSeq and is a predicted model, not a curated record. Lineage: Eukaryota; Viridiplantae; Streptophyta; Magnoliopsida; Cucurbitales; Cucurbitaceae. Gene Ontology annotation, molecular function: structural constituent of ribosome. Gene Ontology annotation, biological process: translation. Gene Ontology annotation, cellular component: ribosome. The coding region runs from base 115 to 672 and encodes 185 amino acids.